AUGACUAUUUCAGCACAAAUAGAAAUCGAUGCCUCGCCAGAGGAAGUACGGCAUGUUUUCUUCGAUUUCGAGCACUGGCCUGAAAUCAAGAGCGACAUGAUCAAAGCGAUCGCUCGGUUGCCUUCUCACCCAGAUGGUCCGAUUGAAGUUAAUGAGCAGCUGGCGGUGAAUUUUGGAGGAAUUACGAGUAAUGCGACUGUACUUGCAAACACACUUACCGAGUUCCGCUGGCGUGGCGAUAUCUUCUACGUGCUCUCAGGAGAGCACACAUUCCGCUUCGAGCCCAGCACUCCCCAUCCCGGAAAGACGCUCUUCAUCAGCAGCGAGAUCCCAAUGAGGUUGCUGAAGCUGCUGGCUGGACCCAUUGGAAUGCAGAAGAUGGGCGAGGGAUUCUGUGAGGAUUUUAAGAAGAGGGUUGAGAGUGUUGUGAAGGAGAGGAAGGAUGGGAGAACUAGUUAG
Messenger RNA from Cadophora gregata, 459 nucleotides. RefSeq lists its product as uncharacterized. Bases 1 to 459 code for a protein of 152 amino acids. The record is from RefSeq and is a predicted model, not a curated record. The transcript is spliced from 3 exons. Lineage: Eukaryota; Fungi; Ascomycota; Leotiomycetes; Helotiales; Ploettnerulaceae.